Messenger RNA from Callorhinus ursinus (northern fur seal), 519 nucleotides. RefSeq names its product mitochondrial ribosomal protein L23 (gene MRPL23). The record is from RefSeq and is a predicted model, not a curated record. Gene Ontology annotation, cellular component: ribosome; mitochondrial large ribosomal subunit. NCBI's taxonomy places the organism in Eukaryota, Metazoa, Chordata, Mammalia, Carnivora, Otariidae. Gene Ontology annotation, molecular function: structural constituent of ribosome. Gene Ontology annotation, biological process: mitochondrial translation.
UGCCCCUCCUUCCGCCCGCGGCCCGGAAGCUGGCGAUGGCGCGGAAUGUGCUGUACCCUCUGUACCAGCUGGGCAACCCCCAGCUCCGUGUCUUCCGAACAAACUUCUUCAUUCGGCUGGUGCGGCCCGGCUCGGUCCAGCCUGAGGACACUGUGCAGUUCCGGAUCCCCAUGGAGAUGACCAGGGUGGACCUCAGGAAUUACCUCGAGCGCAUCUACAACGUGCCUGUGGCCGCCGUGCGGACAAGGGUGCAGCACGGUUCCAACAGGAAGAGGGAUUACAGAAACGUCAGGAUGAAGAAACCAGACUACAAGGUGGCCUAUGUGCAGCUGGCCCACGGACAGACCUUCACGUUCCCCGAUCUGUUUCCUGAGAAAAAGCACAGCAGCCCCGGUGACAACGACAUCCAGGACAAGCUCCUGGAGGAGCAGAGGCAGAGGCAGAGCCGGGACCCCCGGCGCGGUGGCGUGCCCGACUGGUUCGGCCUGUGACGGCCCCAAUAAAGUCCUGUGUGUGGAA